Messenger RNA from Periconia digitata, 3573 nucleotides. NCBI's taxonomy places the organism in Eukaryota, Fungi, Ascomycota, Dothideomycetes, Pleosporales, Periconiaceae. The record is from the annotation of a GenBank genome assembly.
CCGCGCACCCACCUCUUUUUCUACACUUUUCCAAAGCUCUGUUGCGCCGCCAUCAUGAGCGCAGAGGUUUUAUCGUCUGAAGCCGCCGACAUCACGUCCCCAGCGGCGCCGCGGCGCAGAUCCGGACGCGUAGUCAAGAAGCCCGAGAAAUUCACACCCAGAUCAAGCCCAAACGGCACCUCCAAGCGCAAACGUCCCGAGGACGCCGACAGUGAUGUUGAUGGAGAGUCGCCACCAUCUGAAGAUGAAUCAUCUGAGAGCAACGAAAGCGAGCCCGACGAGGAAGAGUUGAAAGAACGCCGCCGUCGCUCAAAGAAGAAUCGACCCGGCGCAAAAAAGCCACCGCAGAAGAAACCAAAAACCAAUGGCGAAUUGAGCCUUCCCUUGCGACCGGGUACCAGCGCAAGAAAGAAGGCGGCGAAGCCCCGAAAAGCGCCUGUUCGCAAGAGCGCUGUCGCCGACGACGAUGCUGAUGGAUUGUACGCCCAUAUCUUCGCGCACGGAACCCGGCCAGAGGACGUUUGCGCGCAAUGGCUUGAAAGAUUCGCGGAAGACGAGGCGACAGCUGUGGCCGAAAUCCCGACCUUCAUCAUCCGAGCAGCUGGUUGCCACGCCAAAAUUGAUAGAGACGACAUUCUCGACCCAGACAAUUGUGCCCCUCGCUUGGGUGAAAUCCAGGACGAAUACCAGCAGGAAGAUGUCUCGGAAUAUCCUCUUAUUGCGAAACGAGGCCAUACCACGUUUCGUAACACUCUCUACGACUUCGCCGUGGCAUUUACGCAGAUAAUCGCCCAGACCGGACACAUGUACCUUGAGAACUCGCUGAUGGAGAAUGUACAAGUGUGGUCUACCACAUUGGCAUCGGCUACCAAUCGUCCAUUGCGUCAUACUAGUACCGUGUUUUGCUUAGGCGUCAUCACUGGUUUAACCAGGGUGGCAAAUGACCUGGUGGAGAACGCCGCUAAAAAGCUUCGCCAGAGACAGACCGAAGGAAAGAAAGCUCGUGCCAAUAAAUCACGCCUAGCUGCACUCGAUCAAGAGGUUGCUGAGCUGGGGGAGACGUUGGAUUUUGUCAAAGCGCGCAUUGUGGACUGGUUCGACACUGUGUACACCCACAGAUACCGAGACAUAGACCCCAAGAUCCGAGUCGAGUGUUUUCAAUCUUUAGCGGAGUGGCUAAUCACUUUCCCGGACCACUUCUUUGAUGGCGAGCACCUGCGGUAUUUCGGCUGGAUGCUUUCCGACCCGAACGAUGCUGUUCGUGCCGAAGAUGUCAAGCAGCUCACCAAGUUGUAUCGCGAUCAAGACAUGCUUGCGGGAUUGAAGUCCUUCACAGAGCGUUUCCGUCCUCGUAUGGUGGAGAUUGCCACACGAGAUGCUCAAACUAACAUUCGUGCAACUGCUGUCGAACUUCUAGACCUCCUCCGAGACGCAGGAUUCUUAGAACCCGACGAUAUCGAUGCAGUCGGGAAGCUCAUAUUCGACUCGGAGCCCAAAGUGCGCAAGGCUGUCGUGAGUUUCUUUGCUGAAAACACCAAUUCUGCUUACGAGCUUCUCAUCGACGAUAUGGGCGGUCAAGAGGCUCUGGACGAAGCGCUAAACCCGUCAGAUGAUGGCGAAGAGUACGAAAAUCCUCGCUUGGAAUGGUUGAAGAUGAAGUGUCUUGUUCAGCAGUUGAUUUCAUACGAUGAAGAUACAGGGUUGCCUUCACAGAUGGAACGCAUUACACCGUACGGCUCUGAGUUGAACCUGAUUGCUGUUGGGGUCGAGUCAAGAUUUUCUCUGGCUGCUCAAGCUCUGUACGAAGCGAUUCCAGAGGUCAGAGAUUGGGAGGUAUUAGCAGGCUACCUGUUAUUCGAUCAUUCCCAAACAGACUCUGAUGCCACUGGUGAGGAUGCCGAAUCACUUCUCCGAGUGAAUUGCAAACUCGAAGAACACGAAGAAACUGCUCUCCUCGAUAUUCUGGGUGCUUCCGUUAGGCUGCGGCUGCAACAUCUGGCCGAAGCUCAGGGAGACAAGAAAAAGACAAAAGCACAACGAGACACAAGUCAGGCGGAACAGGAGGAUAUGGCGAAACGACUCACCGUGUUAAUUCCUCAACUACUCAAAAAGUUCGGCGCCCUACCCGAGGCCGCCGCACUAUGUCUGCGUCUUGAACGGGAGCUCAAUCUCGAAGUAUUCUCGGAAUUACGACAGAACACUGCAUUGACAGCAUUGCUCGAUGAUAUCAACAAGCAGUUCUUGACCCAUCACAAUGAGCGCGUCCUUACUGAAGCGAUUAAUUCUAUUUUGCACGCACAAGGAAACGAUGAACUGAAAGAGCUUGUUACUCGCAAAACACAGACAUUGUGGGACGACUUAUCAGGCACAUUGGAUGCACUUCGGCGUGGCAGAGAUCUCUCCGUUCGCGGCAACACAGAACAAAAUAUAUUAGCGGGUGUGUCGAACAUUGUACUGAAGAUGGCGGAACUAGCAAAGGCUUCGGAUCCGACCGUGUUGGAUCGUGUAGCAACUUCGACAAAGGCGCGCGGCAAGUCACAAAAAAGUGCUCCGCUUACAACGCCUCCGAUCACAUCUUUGCUCGAGAUACUCGACCGGGGGGUUGGAGGCGCAGACCUCGACCCCGAGGUCGACGAAGCGGAAGAUGCGCUUGUUCGCCACACCAUGUCUCUAAUGCUUCUGUAUUUCCUAUGGAAAUGUAGGAAUUUUUCAACGCAUAUUACAGAAGGCACGCCUAUACCCGAUGACGAGCUCACAGCGGUGGCGGAGCGACGAGACGCUUGUGUCACAGGAUUGAUGGCUAUCAUUGAGAGCAGGAAGGGCGCCGACGAGCUCAGAGUCGAUGCUGCAAACCUAUUACUCGACCUAUACCUGACUUUCCGCUAUCUGAAGACCGCCAAGGCAAAGUCGAACAACCCGGACGAUGCCCAAGAUCUCAACGACGAUUGGGAAGCCCUGUGUCAGGAUAUUGACCUUUCCACCGUUAAACUCCUCCUCCAGACUCUGACAGCUCUCGAGAACAACUUGGCCAAACAACUCCGCAAACGUCUCGAGGAGCCAGAUAUUGAUGACGACCCUGUGGACCUUGACGAAGACCCGGAAAGUAGUGAAGACGAGGCCGAAGAUGAGCAAGUCCAGAAUCAAAAACAGAUCCGCACCCUCCUUGCCGAGGAGCGUCUCUGCACAUUUGGUAGCCGCCUCGUCCAAGCCGUGCACGGCGGCACCCUCGAUGCUGAUGGCGACGACGUGCGCAAGCGGCUGGAGAGGAACAAGACGAGGUUGUCGACGACGUGGAAGGAGGUCGUGGGCCAUCUUGACGCGCAGAAGCAAGUCAAAGGUAGAGGUGGCAAGAGAGCUCAGCCUGCCGCCAAGGCCGGUGCGAAAUCUGCGAAGAGCGAGGAGAUUGUUGUUGAGGAUGAUAGCGAGGAGGAGCAGGAGGGGGAGGAGCAACAACCUAACGAAGACGAGGAGAUGGCGGACGCGGACGAGCAAGCCAACGGCGAUGUUGCGGACGAACACGAAGAAGAUGGUGAGGAAAACCCUGCUGAUGUGGAGAGCGUGCUCGGCGAUUGA